AUGGAAUUCACUAGAGAUGAGCUAUAUACAGUUCCAAUAUGGAUAAAAUUGCCAGGAUUGGACUUUAAAUACUGGAGUGUAAAGGGACUGAGUAAAUUGGGAAGUCUAGUGGGCAAGCCACUUAUGGUAGAUCAAAACACUGAGAAGAAAAGAGGUUUGCACUUUGCAAGGCUGUUAGUGGAAGUAAAGAUGGGUGCAAAACUACCAGACACCAUACUAUUCAGGAAUGAAAGGGAUACAAUUGUGGAACAAAAAGUCAUGUAUGAUUGGAAGCCCACAUUAUGUAAUUUAUGUCAAAAAUAUGGGCAUUCAGAAGGGGAAUGUAGGAGGAAGAAUGCCCCAAAGCCAAAGAAACCAACAGUUGUGCAGGUUGACAAGGAAAUGACAGAUGCAGCUCCACAAAAACCACCAGUCGAUGCAGCUCCACAAAAACCAGUACAUGCUCAAAACAAACUAGCAGUAGCAGAUGUAGCAACCAGUGUUACAGUGCCUCUGAGAGCAGUGACACCAAAAACACCUUCUAAUCCAAACAUGAGGACAGCACAACAAGGUCAGAACCAAAGGACAGGCAAGAAGCAGGUCUUAACAGCUUGGGUUACUCCACUGAACCCAAGCAGAGCCCCAGGGAAGUCACAAACACAGGAAACAAGCCAGAACACCUAUCAAGUACUGCAACAACUUGAGUCAGGGCAAGAAGGAGUUGACAAUAUGGGAGGAAAUACCAUUCCUCAAAAAGGGAAUGGUUAA
This is a messenger RNA of Lycium barbarum (goji berry), 747 nucleotides long. RefSeq lists its product as uncharacterized. The transcript has a single exon. The record is from RefSeq and is a predicted model, not a curated record. The coding region runs from base 1 to 747 and encodes 248 amino acids. Lineage: Eukaryota; Viridiplantae; Streptophyta; Magnoliopsida; Solanales; Solanaceae.